Molecule: messenger RNA, 2883 nt
Organism: Thermothielavioides terrestris NRRL 8126
Lineage: Eukaryota; Fungi; Ascomycota; Sordariomycetes; Sordariales; Chaetomiaceae
Product: carbohydrate esterase family 3 protein
Exons: 13
Coding region: 1-2883 (960 amino acids)
Molecular function (GO): phosphatidylcholine lysophospholipase A1 activity
Source: RefSeq, a predicted model, not a curated record
AUGGCUCCCCAAUCGCUCCUACGGGCCGCCCUCGCUGUGCUCCAGCUCGUCGGUGUCUUCGCCACGUCGGUCAGCGGACAGAGCGUGGCAGCCAGGCGAUCACCUUGGGCUGAUACCGUCACAGGUUUCGCACCUGACGUGAGUCUUGCGGAUGACUGGAACGCCUCCUACCCGCAGUAUGAAGGCUUCUCCUCGCCUUGGCCUGCCGUCCACAACAGCCGGGCAGCUCGAAGUGCCGAUGGCAACGAUACGGAGCUGGAGGACACCAGCUCUGCCCUCCCGCGCAGAGCCGCAAAGGACUUCUACCUUCGGGUCAUGCCCCUGGGUGCAUCGAUCACGCAGGGAGUACACUCAAGCGACAAUAACGGCUACAGAAAGUGGAUCAGGGAGCAGUUGCGAUGGCAGGGUUGGAAGGUGAACAUGGUUGGGUCGGUGCAGACGGGCACGAUGAAGGACAGGGACCACGAAGGCCACCCUGGCUGGGUCAUCACGGAAACCGGGCAAUACAACGGCGUCCAACAGGCCUGGGACGCCGCUAAAUGGAUGAAGCCCAACUUGGUCCUCCUGAACGUCGGCACAAACGACUGCAGCAACAACAUCGACCUCGACCACGCCGGGGACCGGAUGGAAGCCCUGGUAACCGACAUCUUCAACUCGGUGCCCGGCGUGGUGGUGAUCAUGUCGACGCUGCUGCCGAGCCCGGGCGUCAAGGACUGCGCGGCGCGCGUGAGCGCGCAGUACCGCGCGGUGGCCAAGAAACUCCAGAACGGCCGGCUCGCGCUGGCCGACUUCAACGCGGCCAUGAGCGGCGACGCGUCCAUGUUCAGCGACGACCCGAUCCACCCGAGCGACGCCGGAUACAAGUUCAUGGCGUCCGUCUGGUGGGACGCCAUCGCCAAGGUGCAGGACGCCAUCACGGCGCCGCUCGACAACGGCAAGGACGACGACGCCGGCGCGUCCGCCACCUGCGCCAAGGUCGCCGGCGUCUCGCGCGGGCCCGUCCUCACCCAGCAGGGCUCCGGCCACGACGACGGCGGCUACGUCCACAGGUCCCAGCCCCGCGGCGUGCUGCCCAGCCUCAGGUUCGGCAAGCCGGCCGACAAGUCCGAGGCCAGCCAGAUCCCAGGGCUCAUCUGGUUCGCUCAGCUCACCAACCCCGGCAACGUGGACCGCGAGAAAGCGUUGGACGACUGGAACGAGUAUUGGUUCCGCGAGAACCUGGGCAACGGCAACUUCGCGGACUCCGUUGCGCUGGAUGUCGGACUGAACUGUGAUGACGGGGAAGCCGACUUCUGGUGCAUUGGAAGCAAGACAAUCUCGGUUUCCAUCAACAAGAGGACAAGGCCGCCCACGUUCACGUCCAUCGGCGUGGUCGUCCCGGAUAUUGCACCCUUCAAAGCGUCCGAUGUCCGGAUCGCCGACAUCGACGGCGACGGCAGGGCGGACCUCUGCUUCGUGCAUGACAACGGUGAUAUAGGCUGCUCGCGGAACGGGGGGGUGGGCACCAACCACUACUGGCAGGGCUUCUCCACCGCCGACGGCCUGCGCGGCAUUGUCUUCACCGGCAAGCAGAAGGGGAACAAGAACGGAGUCCGUCUAGCCGAUCUUAAUGGGGACUUCCGAGCCGACUGGAUGUGGAUUGGCGAUGAAGGGGACGUCGACACCUACAUCAACCAGCGUGGCACUGGCGCCGGCAUUGUUCCGCAGUGGACCGCCGCCGGCAUCACCCACGCCGGUUUGAACACGCCCAACACGGGGGACAGGAUCGUUUUCGGCCGCAUCUACGGCUCGAACCGGCUCGACUACGCCCACCUCAAGGAGGCAGACGACCACUACGACAUAGAGGUCUGGGAGAACCUGGGCGCCGGAGGGACAAAGCUCAAAGCCGACGGAGUGUUCUACUGCGACAUGACGGGCAGCGGCAGCGACGACUACGUGUGGAUCUACAUGGACGGGCACGCCGACGCGGCCGACUUCUUCGCCAACAUCCACUCUCCUCCCGACUGGGGCCACAGCAUCACCAUCUCGCUACGCGUGCCUGGGCCGCGCAUGGGCAUCCACCUCGCCGACUGGGACGGGGACGGCCGCUGCGACGUGCUCGUGCAAGACAAGGCCACCGGGGCUCUGACGAUGUGGCACAACGAUUAUGAUGCCAAGGCCAAGAAGCUCCAGUUCAGCAACCAGGGCGUCAAGUCGGGCGCGGCUCGCUGCACCGAGGGGUGGGGGGUCGGCAUCUUCGACCGCGGGCUCCGUCUCGCCGACAUCGACGGCGACGGGCGGGCGGACUACCUGUGCAUCCAGCCGGACGGCACGGUGACCGCGUGGCUCAACCGGGCGGGCGGCAUGACGGACGCCGGGCAGGUCAAGGCGACGGAGGGCUUCGACCGGGCCAACCUGCGCUUCGCCGACGUCGAGGCGUCCGGGCGCGCCGACCUGAUCCACCUGGACAAGUACACGGGCGCGGCGACCGUGUUCAAGAACGACGGCUACCGCCCCGGCGACAGGGACAAGAACCGGGGCAGCUCAUUCCACUGGACCAACCGCGGCGUUUUGUAUGCGCCUAUCGACCGCGGUGAGAACAUGCAUUUCGUCAACUUCGGUGGCCUCGGACGGGCCGAUCUGCACCAUACCUGGCCCGACACGAACAAAGUAGGUCGCCCACCUAUGGCUGUCACGGAGCGAGUGCCUUUGGCGCAGACAGAGGGCAAAAGACGGGGGGAAGGGAAACAGAAAUGGAAACUGAACACGGCGGACCGGCAGGCCGAAACCUUCUUCAACGAGUGCGGCGGAGCCGGAGGGGACGACGGGCCAGUCGGUGAGUCGGUCCAAUAUCCCCCCCCCCCCCCCCCCCCCCCCCCCCCGCAAUCCGUGCCCAGACUGUAG